AUGUCACGAGCCGAGUCUUUGUGGGAGCGGCUAGUAAAUGCUGCGUUAGUAAGGGAUCGAACGGGAGCAGCUGCUGGUGGUCCUGGUCAGGGCAGUAUCGUUAACUAUGUUCCUUCAUCUCUAUCAAACAAUAGAGACAUAGAUGCAAUUCUGAGAGCUGCAGAUGAAAUCCAAGAUGAAGACCCCAAUAUAGCAAGGAUAUUGUGUGAGCAUGGUUAUUCACUUGCACAGAAUCUUGAUCCUAAUAGUGAAGGCAGAGGUGUUUUACAAUUCAAAACUGGCUUGAUGUCAGUUAUUAAGCAAAAAUUAGCAAAAAGAGAGGUUGGGACCAUAGACAGAAGCAAUGAUAUUAUCCGACUGCAAGAAUUCUACAGGCUAUACAGAGAAAAAAACAAUGUUGACACGUUGAAGGAGGAGGAAAAGCAGCUCCGUGAGUCGGGGGCAUUCACUGACGAGCUGGAGCGGAAAACAGUCAAAAGGAAAAGAGUUUUUGCCACCCUCAAAGUUCUGGGAAAUGUGUUGGAGCAGUUGGCAAAAGAGAUUCCUGACGAGCUGAAGCAUGUUAUUGAUUCAGAUGCUGCUAUGAGUGAAGACACAAUUGCUUAUAACAUUGUUCCUCUUGAUGCUCCUGUCACGACAAAUGCCACUACGGCUUUCCCUGAGGUUCAAGCGGCAGUUGCAGCGUUGAAGUAUUUUCCAGGCUUGCCGAAAUUGCCUGCUGAUUUCCCCAUUCCUGCUACAAGGAAUGCUGAUAUGCUUGAUUUUCUCCACUAUAUAUUUGGAUUUCAGAAAGACAGCGUCUCAAAUCAGCGUGAGCAUAUAGUUCUUCUACUCGCUAAUGAGCAAUCCCGCCUUAGUAUUCCAGAAGAAACAGAACCUAAACUGGAUGACGGUGCAGUGCGUACGGUGUUUUUGAAGUCCCUAGACAACUACAUCAAGUGGUGUGAUUACCUGUGCAUUCAACCUGCUUGGAGCAACUUAGAGGCCAUAAGCGGAGAAAAGAAACUACUAUUCCUCUCUUUGUAUUUCCUGAUUUGGGGGGAAGCUUCCAACAUACGGUUUCUUCCAGAAUGUUUGUGCUACAUAUUCCACCAUAUGGUUAGGGAAAUGGAUGAGAUCUUACGCCAGCAGGUUGCUCGCCCUGCUGAGAGUUGUAUGCCAGUUGAUAGUCGUGGAUCUGAUGAUGGUGUAUCAUUUCUUGAUCAUGUCAUUGCUCCGCUGUAUGGAGUGAUUUCAGCGGAAGCUUUUAACAAUGACAAUGGCCGAGCACCUCAUUCAGCUUGGAGAAACUAUGAUGAUUUCAAUGAAUAUUUUUGGUCGCUUCACUCCUUCGAGCUUGGUUGGCCGUGGCGCACGAGUUCCUCUUUCUUUCAAAAACCUAUACCGAGAAAAAAGUAUGAGCUUAAAACCGGCAGGGCGACACAUCGAGGAAAAACUUCCUUUGUUGAGCACCGGACAUUUUUGCAUCUCUACCACAGUUUCCAUCGGUUAUGGAUAUUCCUUGUUAUGAUGUUUCAGGCACUAGCCAUAAUUGCGUUCAAUAAAGAUGACCUUGCUUCCAGGCAGACUUUGCUUGAACUUCUUAGCCUGGGUCCGACUUUCGUAGUGAUGAAAUUUUCUGAGAGUGUUCUGGAUGUUAUCAUGAUGUAUGGUGCUUAUUCUACAACAAGACGGCUGGCUGUUUCUCGCAUUUUUCUCCGUUUCAUUUGGUUUGGCCUUGCUUCCGUCUUCAUAACUUUCCUCUAUGUGUCCGCACUUCGAGCACCAAAUUCUGAUUCACCCCUAUUUAAGCUUUAUGUGAUUGUCAUAGCUAUCUAUGGUGGUGUUCAGUUCUUUUUUAGUAUCCUGAUGCGUAUCCCAACUUGUCACAACAUUGCUAAUAAAUGUGACCGGUGGCCUGUGAUUCGAUUCUUUAAGUGGAUGCGCCAGGAGAGACAUUAUGUUGGCCGUGGCAUGUAUGAAAGGACAUCUGAUUUUAUAAAGUACUUGCUAUUUUGGCUUGUCGUUCUGUCUGCAAAGUUCUCAUUUGCGUACUUUCUUCAGAUUGAGCCGCUCGUUGGCCCAACAAGGAUGAUAGUGAAACAGAAUAAUAUUCCGUACUCCUGGCAUGAUUUUGUGUCAAGAAAAAACUAUAACGCUCUGACUGUUGCCAGUUUAUGGGCUCCUGUGGUCGCUAUAUACCUGUUAGACAUCCAUAUAUUCUACACCCUUGUCUCUGCUUUUUUGGGGUUCUUGCUCGGUGCAAGAGAUCGUUUGGGGGAGAUUAGAUCUUUGGAAGCAAUUCACAAACAAUUUGAGGAAUUUCCAGGGGCCUUUAUGAAGGCUCUUCAUGUUCCUCUUACCAACCAGACUUCUGAUCCUUCUCAUCAGGCUGUGGAUAAGAACAAAGUAGAUGCAGCACACUUUGCUCCAUUUUGGAACCAGAUAAUUAAAAGUCUACGAGAGGAAGACUACAUCACUGAUUUUGAGAUGGACUUGCUCCUGAUGCCCAAGAAUUCUGGUAGGCUCCAAUUGGUUCAGUGGCCACUUUUUCUUCUUUCCAGCAAGAUAUUAUUGGCCAAAGAGAUUGCUGCUGAGAGUAAUUCACAAGAAGAGAUUCUGGAGAGGAUCGAAAGGGAUGACUAUAUGAAGUAUGCUGUUGAGGAAGUCUAUCACACUCUUAAAUUUGUCCUGACAGAAACUCUGGAAGAUGAAGGGAGGACGUGGGUGGAAAGAAUCUACGAAGUCAUCCAGGCCAGCUUAAAGGAAAGAACUAUACAUCAUGACUUUCAGUUGAACAAGCUCUCCCUUGCUAUCACUAGAGUGACUGCACUCUUGGGAAUCCUGAAAGAAAAUGAAACACCGGAGCAUGCAAAAGGGGCCGUCAAAGCACUUCAGGAUCUCUACGAUGUUAUGCGGCUAGACAUAUUAACUUUCAAUAUGAGGGGUCACUAUGAAUCGUGGAACAGGAUAACUCAAGCGUGGAAUGAAGGUCGGCUUUUUUCAAAGUUGAAAUGGCCUAAAGAUCCUGAGAUGAAAGCACUCGUCAAAAGAUUGUACUCUCUAUUUACUAUCAAAGAUUCUGCAGCGCAUGUUCCUAGAAAUCUUGAGGCCAGGCGCAGACUGCAAUUCUUCACCAAUUCUCUUUUCAUGGAUGUGCCACCACCAAAGUCUGUCCGCCAGAUGUUAUCCUUCAGUGUCUUCACUCCAUAUUAUUCUGAGGUUGUGCUAUACAGCAUGGCUGAACUCACUAAGAGAAAUGAGGAUGGAAUAUCUAUCUUGUUUUACCUUCAGAAAAUAUAUCCAGAUGAGUGGAAAAAUUUUCUUGCACGAAUAGGACGGGAUGAAAAUGCGUUAGAAGGCGAUCUAGAUAAUGAGAGAGACAUACUUGAACUUCGAUUUUGGGCCUCUUACCGUGGACAAACGUUAGCUAGAACAGUUCGCGGGAUGAUGUAUUAUAGGAAAGCCCUCAUGCUUCAGUCUUACCUGGAAAGGAAGGCAGGAAAAGAUGUGGAGUCUGCACGUAAUGGUAAUGACACAACGGAUGCUGGAGGGUUUGAGUUAUCUCCUGAAGCAAGGUCCCAAGCAGAUCUAAAGUUCACAUACGUUGUCACAUGCCAAAUAUAUGGAAGACAGAAAGAAGAACAAAAACCUCAAGCUGUUGACAUUGCAUUGCUAAUGCAAAGAAAUGAAGCCCUUCGCAUUGCUUAUAUUGAUGUUGUUGAUACUCCAAAAGAGGGUAAAUCUCACACAGAAUAUUAUUCAAAACUUGUGAAGGCCGACAUCAGUGGAAAGGAUAAGGAAAUUUACUCCAUAAAGUUGCCUGGGGACCCGAAACUUGGCGAAGGCAAACCUGAGAAUCAAAACCACGCUAUUGUGUUUACUCGCGGAAAUGCAAUCCAAACUAUUGAUAUGAAUCAGAGAAUGUUUCCUAACUAA
Molecule: messenger RNA, 3918 nt
Organism: Arabis nemorensis
Lineage: Eukaryota; Viridiplantae; Streptophyta; Magnoliopsida; Brassicales; Brassicaceae
Source: the annotation of a GenBank genome assembly